UGCGCCUCCCGACUCAGUUUAUCAUCCCGAGGAUUCCUAGCGAUGGAGAAGCAGAUCAAAGUGGCGACUUCGCUACCGAAGCUCCAGGUCGAGGGCGUGGACUUCCCCUCCCUGGCCACGCCGCCCGGUUCCUCAAAGGUCUUCUUCCUAGCCGGCGCCGGCGAGAGGGGACUGGAGAUCGCCGGCACCUUCGUCACGUUCACCGCCAUCGGGAUCUACCUCGAGGAGGAGGCGGUGAAGGCGCUCGCCGCCCGGUGGACGGGAAGAUCCGCCGACGAGCUCGCCGCCUCCCUCGAUUUCUUCCGGGACAUCUUCGCCGGCGCGUUCGACAAGUUCACGAGGAUCACGAUGGUGAAGCCGCUCACCGGGCAGCAGUACUCGGACAAGGUGGCGGAGAACUGCCUCGCCCAGUGGCAAGCGGCCGGAACCCUAACCGACGCGGAGGCGGCGGCCGUCGGCAAGUUCAAGGAGGUGUUCCAGCCCGAGACUUUCCCUCCCGGCUCUUCCAUCCUCUUCACCCACGCUUCCUCCGGCUCUCUGGCUAUUGCGUUCGGCGAGGCGGAGCGCGGGGUGAUAGAGAACAAGGCUCUGAGCGAGGCGAUCUUGGAGUCGAUCAUCGGCGAGCACGGCGUGUCGCCGGCGGCUAAGAGGAGCCUGGCACUGCGGAUUUCGGAAGUUCUCAAGGAACCUCUCGGACCCGAGGAGACGAAGACCGUGAAUUCUGUCUCUGUUUGAGUCGCAGUGGAUUUCUUGCCGUCUUGUAUGCUCGUUCCGUUGGAAUAAGGGGGGCAAUAUCAGACACUUGUGCUUGCCGUCUCUAAUCUUAAAUUUCCUCAAUUCCCCAUUUAAAUCGGUUGUUAUUGCA
Molecule: messenger RNA, 865 nt
Organism: Zingiber officinale
Lineage: Eukaryota; Viridiplantae; Streptophyta; Magnoliopsida; Zingiberales; Zingiberaceae
Product: chalcone--flavanone isomerase-like
Exons: 2
Coding region: 43-735 (230 amino acids)
Biological process (GO): flavonoid biosynthetic process
Molecular function (GO): chalcone isomerase activity
Source: RefSeq, a predicted model, not a curated record